Messenger RNA from Paramecium tetraurelia, 1200 nucleotides. RefSeq lists its product as uncharacterized. The transcript is spliced from 5 exons. Lineage: Eukaryota; Ciliophora; Oligohymenophorea; Peniculida; Parameciidae. The record is from RefSeq and is a predicted model, not a curated record.
AUGUCAGAGGAUAUUAAGACUAGAGCAAUAAAUUAUUUGAAUUGCACUCUGGGAGAUAUGCAUGAGGGAGAGCAACUAAAUUUUGUUUGUCUAGAUAGCACUUGCAAAGAAAUUGGUCUCAUAUGUCCAGUUUGUAGAUCAUAAAAACAUGCAAAACAUAAAGUGAUUCCUUUAAAGAUAUUCCUUGCAGAUAUUUCGAAUAAUGUUAAUGGAAAAUAGAAUCAAAAUUCGAUUGACCAAUUAUUGACUUAGAUAGAUCAAGUGCGUACCAGAUUAUUAUCAAGUCUUAAGGACACUGUGCAAAAAAUGGUUUUAUAAAUAAAAUUACUGGAAGAUUAAAUCAAUUUAAGUCACAAGAACACGAGACAAAGAUUAUUGGAAUAAAAUUAAACAUAAAUGAAUUUUCCAUAAAUAUUUUAGUAAAUACUCAAUUGCCAAUACAAGAAUGCGGAUCAACUCAAAUAGGAUGUGAGAAAGAUUAUAGAUAAUGUUAGUUAAUUGUAGGCUGGAAAGAUUGAGAUUGACUUCAAACCUCAGAGAUUAUUUGAUUAAUAUUAAAAAGCUUCUUCAGAGGCAAUUGCUCAAUUUAAUCAUUUACUUACGUAAUUCAAAUCAUCAACUUCCAAAAUUUCUAAGCCUAUUGAAAAAUUCACUCAACCAUUGUAAGCCUAGAAUUCAUCCAAUUUCACAUUCAGCACUGUUCUUAAAUCUCCGUCGAUUACAAUAACAGAACAAAAAUUUGCUCAUCAAACUGCUGAUCAGAAUAGUGAUAAUAGAUUCAUUUUAAUUGAACCUCAAAUUCUGGAGUCUUGUAAAAUAGCCAUCAAGAUUACCAAUUUAUCUAAUUUCAUUGGCAUAGGUAUAGCUUAUAAAAAUGUACUUUCCUUGAAGAAUAUGAAAUUUGAUCAUUAAAAUUUGGGACAUGGUUCUUACAUGAUUUCAUCAAAUGCACACACCUGGUCUCACUCUAAAAAAGAAGAGAAUAUGGCCUAGAAAUCAUUCACUUUCACUAAUGGUGAUAUUAUCAUUGUGGAUGUCAGUUUGGAAAAUAAGACACUCAAAUUUACGUGCAAAAAUAAACCAAAUGAUACUUAAGCAAUCCUGUUGACCUUUGAUAACCCAGACAAUGAUGAUAUUCAUUUCUGCAUCAACAUGUGUUCUUUUGGAGAGAGAGUGGAAAUCUUAGAUGAUUGGGAAUGA